Messenger RNA from Cynara cardunculus var. scolymus (artichoke), 2810 nucleotides. RefSeq names its product sodium/hydrogen exchanger 4-like. NCBI's taxonomy places the organism in Eukaryota, Viridiplantae, Streptophyta, Magnoliopsida, Asterales, Asteraceae. Gene Ontology annotation, cellular component: membrane. The record is from RefSeq and is a predicted model, not a curated record. Gene Ontology annotation, biological process: regulation of pH; sodium ion transport; proton transmembrane transport. The coding region runs from base 1371 to 2606 and encodes 411 amino acids. The transcript has 9 exons. Gene Ontology annotation, molecular function: sodium:proton antiporter activity.
AAGGAAUUUUGAUCAGGCGUAGAUGCAGUUCAAUCAUUCGUCACGAUCAACAUACGACCUUUUUGAUUGAGGUAAUUGCUAUUUGUAUCGUCUUGCUUGAUUUUGUUUUCUUUUCCUGUUUUCCAUCUCUCUAUAUAUGUGAUUUAAUAUGGCAAUGAUGCUGAAAACAAUUAAAAUUCUGUUAAGUUUGAUGAUUAAAUGGAUAACUAACUUGAGGACAUUUAAGAACAGUAGGUUGGUUUCUUAAAACUACAAAAAUGCAGAAUUAAUUACAAGUUAUAUCUAAUACCAGUCUCGUAAUAGCUCUGAAUAGAUWGAAUUCGUGGGCACAAGUUAGAAUGAAACAAUAUGAGGAUCAAUAUGGUAUGAGUAGGAGCCCACUGGAGUAUAAAUUUGAUCUUUUAAAUUAUGUUAGGAUAUGUGGAAAUUGAAACCGAUUAAAUCUCUCUCUACCAGGGUCUUCAUGGAAACAAUUGUUCUACUUUUUGAGGUAGAGAUCAGGAAUUCCACCCCCGACCUCAUAUCCAGGUGGGAUAUACUGGGUUUGUUUGGUUUGGUUUGGUUUGAAUCUCUAUCUAAAGAKCCCUUACAAGUAAAAAGAAUGUUGGGAACUGGUACCAGAACRUUCUCGAGUACCAAUAUCACAAUCGAAAAACAAUAACACGGAAUAUACAGAGGAUUGGCAAACGUAUACUAACAACGAGAACAACAAAUACAAACACAAUGGCAAUGAUCAAAACAACCAAACUAACAAUAGCAAUGUAAAUCCAACCACAAAAYGAGAUUUAAUGUGGUUCCACUAUCGAUGUGGUAGUGUACUUCCACAAAAGAGGAGAUGAGUUGUAUCAACUAAAGAAUCAAACCAAAUACAAAGUGUUACCUUACAAAUGUGAUCAAGAAGCUCAAGAUCUUCAGAAGCUUGCUAAAAACAGAAAUACAAGGAUUUGAUAAUUGAUWUGAAUCAAAUAAAGUUACUGAGACCAUGAAACUUACCCGUUCAGGUCACCUUUUUCUUUUCCUGAACUAUGGAAGUGUGUAUGCUAAAAGAUGGUGUACAUUUAUUCUCCCUGUUCAGUAAAAGUUUGUGACUGGCAUUAUCCCAGUAUAUUACUAAACACAAAAUUUGUUUUUUAAUUGCACUGUGUAUACAACUUACAAAUUUUGAGUUUACUAAUUCAUGGUAGUCAAACAAUAUCCCUUUUCUCUAGAACUGGAGGAGGAUCAUCAACGUUGAACUGUAAAUGUAGGUAGUUAAGAGGAUCUUGUUUUGAUAUUUGGCUUAAAAUUGAMUUUGUUUGACACAUGGCACACUAUUUCAGGAUCUCGUUUCAUUAUUCAGUUUCUUGGCCAACCUGCAAAGUGAGUUCGAUAUGAGCUCCAUAGAAGCAAGUUGCAGCAUAAUGACUUCAGAUCCGGAAGCAGACUUUGUACACCACAUAGCCUUAUUUGCAGCCCUUCUUUGUGCUUGCAUAGUAAUUGGUCAUCUCCUUGAAGAAAGUAAAUGGAUGAAUGAAUCUAUAACUGCUCUUGCAAUUGGCUUAGGCACAGGAAGUAUUAUUUUACUAACUUCUGGUGGUAAAAGCUCGCACAUAAUGGAAUUCAAGCAGGAGUUUUUCUUUAUAUAUCUCCUUCCACCAAUUAUAUUCAAUGCUGGGUUUCAGGUUAAAAAGAAACAAUUUUUCCAGAAUUUCACGACUAUUACCUCAUUUGGAGCCAUUGGUACUUUGAUAUCCUUUGCCAUCAUUUCGUUUGGUGCGACACGUUUGUUCCCUAAACUGGGCAUUGGUUACCUUGACAUGAAGGAUUAUCUUGCACUUGGAGCCAUCUUUUCUGCAACAGAUUCUGUUUGCACUUUGCAGGUUCUUAAUCAGGAAGAAACACCACUAUUAUACAGUCUAGUAUUUGGGGAGGGUGUGGUUAAUGAUGCCACAUCUGUGGUACUUUUCAAUGCAAUUACGAAAUUUGACCUAUCAGACAUGAAUACAAUCAUUGCCCUAAAAUUUGCUGGAAAUUUCUUGUCAUUAUUCGUGUUAAGUACUUUGUUGGGAGUUUCUGUAAGUCUUUCUUCUCUCUCUCUCUAUCCCUCUCUCUCUAUAUAUAUAUAUACACACAUACACAUAUAUUUAUCUUUUGUUAAUCAGGGGUGCACGAAGGAAUCGUCCAAAGGUUCCCACAAGACAUUUAAGUUUGCAGGGUCUGAGGAAGCCAUGCAGCCAGCAAAUGCAUUAUUGAUCACCAGCACCAUCAUUGUUGUUCUUUUCAGUACCAUSGUGUUCGGAUUGUUGACUAAGCCAAUCGUAAAGUUGUUGAUGCCGCAAUCAUCAAGCGUCGACCACUCGCAACCGUCGAGUCCGACGACAUCGAUCAUGAUGCCACUUUUAGGGCAUAGCAUACAUGUUCUAGAAACUGAAAUCAGAGAUGAUGAUGAUGAUGAUGAUGAAGAAAAUGUACCAAUUACGACCAGUCUACACAUCCUAUUUAACAACCCUACAAACACCAUUCAUCAUUACUGGAGAAAGUUCGAUGAUGCAUUCAUGCGUCCACUUUUUGGUGGAAGAGGAUUUAUUUCUUAUGUUACUGGCACCCGUGAUGUAACAUUAAUUUAACAAUCAUUUUAUGACACAUCAUCAUCAUCCGGUUAUUUUUUUUUACUGAUUAAUUUUAAUAUUUUCUUUGAUAAUUGGUGGAAUAAGUUAUGUAUCUUAUAAUGACCGGUGAGACGGAGUUGAGACAUGAAAAUAGGGAAUCGUGAUUUUUUCUGUUUCUUGUACAUAGUAGGGGGAAUCUUGUUGAAUUCAGUCACACGUAGA